AUGGACAUGGGUGUGUCAACUGAGUCGGCCACCAUCCGCAGAACACCUGGCAAAGUUGCAGCGCAUUUCGCAGACGUUUUGCAGGCGAUCAUGACGGCGGAAGAAGAGGCUGCAGAGCUUCUGGCAUUUUUCGGCGAGGCAGCGCCACCUCAGCGGAGAGGUGCUCUGGCUUCCUUGCAGGUCUUCCUCGGGAACGUGCAGGCCUUCGCGAAGCAGUUUGCCAGUGCCGUGCAAGAGGUGAAAGCACACCACGGCCACGGACAUGGCCACGCGGGCCAGGGUCGCCUGCAGCGGAGUGCCUCACUGGCCCGGCGCAUUGGGGACGAGGAGCCUCGCGAAUCUGGCAGGCCUAGUGCGGCGCGCAGAAGUCUGAGCUCCGGCGCUGUUCGACAGGAAGGCCCGGUUCAGCCACGCCGGCUUGGACGGACAAAGACGCGCCACAUGGAGCCCACCAGGGCCUUUCCCGCUUCCCGCGAGCACCCGGUGCUGCUGUCGCACCAGGAGAUCAAGGCACAACUGAAGGCGCCACUUACGCCAGGCCUGAUCAAAGGCCUGUGCCUGUGUGCAGGGCUGACAAGAAUGAGAUCCCAGUGGUGCACAGAAUUCAGCAGCUUCCAAAGUGACGAAGCUUGCAACUCCGUGGAUGCUCGUGCGCCGGAUGUUCUAGACAGGCUUACGAGCAUCCACACUGGCGACCUGGCUGUUCUCGAAAGGCCGGCAAACGGUAUUGGGUCCUUCGUCAAGGAGCCCGCGGAGACAGAAGCUCCGGCAGCCGAGGAGCCUUCAGUCGAUCCCCCGGAAGAGGGGAAAGCAGAAGAAGCUGCGGAAGAAGCCCCUGAGGAGGAUGCGAAGGAAGAGGCUGCAGACGAGAAGGAGGCUGAGGUAGCCACCAAGGAAGACAAGAAGGAGGAGGAGAAGGACGAAGAGGAGGACGAGAUGGCUGCCUUCCUGGAAGGCAUCGAGCAUAUUGAUGAGGCCAAGGGCAAGGAGCCACCAGGCGAUGGCUCCAAAGCCAAGGAGGACGGCGGCAUGGAGGUGUGCAACACUGCUGAGGACGGAAUGGAGGACGUGCCAGAGCAGUCGGAGCCUGCGAAACCGUCGGGCGUGGACGAGGAGGCCAAAGAGCAGAGCACAGCCACACCACCUGAGCCUGCCGAGGACGAGGACAUGAUGGCCUUUCUCCAGGGGAUCGAGCAGGUUGAGGAGCCGAAAACAGACGAAGCCGACCGGUCGUCAGAUGGGAAGGCGGACGACUCGACCAUCCUUGAGUCCGGCGAGGGCACGCCUUGCGGCACGGAUGCGGGUGCGACCGAGAGUGCCGAGGACGACUUCGCAGCGUUCCUCGGCGCGCUGGACGACAUGGAGGACAAAAAGGACGGCAAGCCUGAGGAGGCCGCAGAGGAAGGGGACGGACUGGAUGACCUGCCGGCCGUGGAGAUCAAGCGGCGAUUGCGCGCGGAAGGUGUCGCUAUCCCGACGGGCCCCGAAGACAAGGAGGAGCUGGUCACCUUGCUGCGAGAGACUCUGAACAAGCCGAAGGGCGAUGCGUUCAUGGAUUUCCUCAGUGAGAUUGACAAGAUGCAGCCGGGUGCUGAUGUGGAGAUGAAGGAUGCUGCUCCGGAGGAGUCUGCCUUCGCAGACUUCUUGAAGGAGAUCGAUGGCAUGCCAACCGGUGCCGAGGCCGGCGCAGCACCGCCGAAGAAGACCGAGCGGCCUCUGACGAUGCGCUACAGCGCCGAAAGUCGGCAGUGGACGGUCUUCGUUGGCCCCGACAAAGAGGCGGAGGAGUUCCCGGCGCAAGCGAGUCCCAUCCUCGCACGGCGACAGGCCUUGGAGUUCUGCCGGACGACCUUGCUUGAGAUGGAGAAGCGGGGCGAGGUGGACAAGAUGGAGGACGAAUCCCACAAAGCGGAGCUGCUGAAGAUUCUGGAGGAUUUGAAGGCGCAGCCCAGCAGGAGAACUAUCCACCGAGGCCUUGACUUCAACUGCAUGCACUUACUCGUCCAGUAUGCCAACGGCAAGAACUCCUUCCACUGGCCGGUCAAAGUGCGACAAGCCUUGGGGAAUCGCCACGCACAGAGCUACACUGCAGAGGUGGAGCAGAAGUUUGAGCUGCACCAUCCCAUCCACCCUUUCCAACUUGCUUGGCGGGUCUGCCUCGACCGCAGCUCGGGCGCGAGCAGUUUCGGCCUAGGCAACUUCCGAAAUCCGGCGGGCUUGGUCAUCUCCUGCCCCUCCAAGCGUGCCUACGUGCGUUUGCAGAAGCACCAGGCCAAGCAGGCCAUCGAAAGCGCAUCCGUACAACGCAAGCUGCAGCAGGAGCAGCAGCAGCGCCUUGAAACUCUUCUUGCCGCCGCGAGUGGUGACGAAGAGGUCGUGGCCAUCAACAAGAAGGUGGCUGCUGAGACGAAGGCUGCCCUUGCGGCCCAUGAAGCGGAGCAAUGCAACUACACGCGAUGGGCACGGCGCCUCGAGCGUUUGGCCGUCUUCGCGGGGGCACAGGGGCGAGAGGACAGUGGCAAUGUGCAACUGGAGGGUCUGACGGUGCUUCCCAACCUGGACGGGUCCAAUGCCUUGCCUGUCUUGUUGCUUCUGGCCUUCUUCCGGCCCCGCACCUGUGGGGGCGUCUUGACUGGUGGCUGCUCGGCGCUCUGCGACCUCGACUCGCUCAAGGUCCGGGCCGUUUCGCUUUUCGGACGCUCUCAGGAGUCGAGGUGGGUUCUUCCCAUCACGGGAAGGCAGAAGCUGACUCUCGAUGACCUGCAGCACGUGAACACCCUCAGGCAAGCCGUGUCCAGCGCCUUUGAGGUGGAUGAUGACGUGGCAGGCAAAGACGAGGCCAAGGACAAGAAAGACGCAGCCAAGCCCACAGCCCGACCUCGUGGCCGACGGAUCUACAUCAAGGAAGAUGCCGAGACUACGAGGAGUCGCGACAAGACAGCUCCAGCAUCCACCGCGCCCAAAGUGGCGGAUGGGGAGAAGGAGGAAGACGCUUCCGCAGCGCCCGCCACGGACAAGAAGGCACGGUUGCUGGGUGACGUGUGGAUAGACAUUGCCGAGGAGGGUGCUGCCGAGGCUGCGGACGCCGCGACGCCGAGCCCGGAGGCAGGAGACGAUUUUUCCGGGAGUGGGGCCUCGUUAGUCGCCUUCCCCGGAAAUGCGCGUGCUGACUUUGCAAGCCUUGCACCAGGCCAGAACCUAUCUCACCACAGCGCCAUCACCAUUGUAAAGCGCAAAAUACUGGUGCUAAUUAAUCAGUUCGCCUUUCUGCCGGAACUGUCCUUGAGCCAGGCGCUCAAGGACCGAGCCGACUCUUUUCUCGCCAUGCAGACGGAGGCCACGUCGGCGGAUGCCAGUGCAGCCCCUGCCCUCAUGCAGCACACGCGCAGCGUGCAGAAGAGUGGGGAUGCCCAGGAAGAGAGGAAGAGCCUGGGUCUGCAACAGGGCAGAGGCCAGAGAAGUUCCCGGAAGAAAAUGAUGUGGCUCAGUGCCAUCUCCCUGGCGCCCCAGUGCGACCAGAUGGACAGCUACAUGAGCCAGUACGAAAUCGCCCUGACCUCCUGGAAAGAGUCCGGGAGCCACCUGCCUCGUGGCAUGACCCAGAUUGGCCUGAGCCUGCACACCCAGGAGCAACUGCAACGCCUGCGAAAGCUGGGGGCCAACAUCACCUUCCACACCCUCUCCUUCAUAGACCGAAUGCACGCCAUCCCGAAGUUGCAGCAAGAGACGCCCGACGUCGAGUGCGUUGCGGGCACCUACAUGCGCCUUGACGUGCCGCAGAUCCUGGAUGGCGCUUUGGCAGCUUUGGCAGGCGGAGCAGACAUGCUGCUUCAUAAACGCCAUGUCCUCUACACCGACCUUGACAUCCUGUGGUGGCGGAAGGUCACGCCAACGGAGCUUCUGUCAUCGGUAAAGGAGAAGAUGUAUGCUGCCGCCUACUCCUCACAGCUUCAGAAGAACGAGGGCCCAAGGAAUGCAGGCGUCAUUCUAUACAACGUGCCCAUCUUCCGCAUGGUGCAGCCACGGGCGCUGGCAUUUGCCUUCGCAGUGAAUGAGGAGAGCGGGAACAUUGCCAUGAGCGAGCUGCUCCUUACGAGCCAGGACCAAGGUGUCCUGAACCAUUACUUCGAUCACCACCCGGGCCGCGCCUUUUUGGAGGACAAGUGGAACUACAAGAUGUUCUGGUCAGGCUCCAACCACACGGCCAUCGUGCACUACUGGGCUGUGAAGCCCUCGGAGGGUCUGCGCUGCUUUGUGCGAGAGCACUCAAAGGAGAACUGUGCGAAGAUAGACGCCGGGCUCAUUCCCGAGAAGCUCAAGCACGUCGACUUCCAGGGCGAAGCCCUGUCGCUCGCCAUCAGCCUGGAUGCGAACCUGACUUUCAUGCAGGAAGCUCUGGCUGCCUACGACCGAUACUCAGAGCUCCGAGAUCUGGCCCUGGCGCAGUGA
Molecule: messenger RNA, 4449 nt
Organism: Symbiodinium natans
Lineage: Eukaryota; Dinophyceae; Suessiales; Symbiodiniaceae
Source: the annotation of a GenBank genome assembly